AUGGUUCCACGAGGUCACAUCAUUCAUACUUCAACAGUUGAGUUGAAGUCAGCGAUCAAUAAUAAAAUAUCAGAUGAAUUCUUUCCGGUUCCAAAGGACUAUAAUGAUGAAGAUAAUUAUUUUCAGACAAACCCAAAACCUGAUUAUAUCGAGGAUUUGAUCUCUGAUGCAAAGGAAUUUAUUGACUAUCAACAUAAAAAUGGAAACCGUAAGAUCGUUUUGAUCACUUCAGGUGGUACAAUUGUCCCAUUGGAAAAUAACACAGUUAGAUUCAUUGACAACUUCUCCGCUGGGACAAGAGGAGCUGCUAGUGCUGAAGAAUUCCUAAAGAAUGGUUAUAGUGUGUUGUUCCUACAUAGAGAAUUCUCCUUGACUCCUUACAAUAGAUCAUUUACUCAUAACCUAAACACACUCUUCUUAGACCAUAUUAAUAAGGAUGGUACUUUUAAAGAUGAAUUUAAGGAUAAGGUGUUAGAGAAUAAAAGACUUUAUGACAAAUACAUUUAUGAAGAAAGAAAGCUGUUAUUGUUGCCGUUCACUACAGUAAAUCAAUAUUUAUGGUCUUUGAAGAGCUUGGCAAAAUUGCUAAACUCCGAAGGUUGCUUAUUUUAUUUGGCAGCUGCUGUCAGUGACUUCUUUGUUCCAUAUGCAAAGUUACCGAAACAUAAAAUUCAAUCUCGAGACUAUAACGUUUCUGAUGACAAACAAGAAGAAUCAAACUCAUCUACAACACCUGAUGGGAAGCUGAUAAUUAAUCUAGAUCCAGUACCAAAGUUUUUAAGAAGACUAGUUGAAUCGUGGGCCAAGCAGGCAAUGAUCGUUUCUUUUAAAUUGGAAACUGAUGAAAACCUUCUUCUUAAGAAAUGUAGAUAUGCUUUAGAGAGAUAUAACCAUCAAUUGGUGAUCGGUAACUUACUUCAAACAAGAAAUAAAAAAGUUGUAUUUGUUACACCAGAUAAUCUAGAUGGCACAUCAAUUGAAUUACAAAACCCUAAUCAACAUAUUGAAGAAUUAAUUAUCCCUGCUGUCAUUGAAUCGCACAACAAGUGGAUUGCUGGGCAACAACAUUUAUGA
This is a messenger RNA of Tetrapisispora phaffii CBS 4417, 1074 nucleotides long. It is a transcript of the gene CAB2, whose product is annotated as phosphopantothenate--cysteine ligase CAB2. Gene Ontology annotation, cellular component: nucleus; cytoplasm. Lineage: Eukaryota; Fungi; Ascomycota; Saccharomycetes; Saccharomycetales; Saccharomycetaceae. Gene Ontology annotation, molecular function: phosphopantothenate--cysteine ligase activity. The coding region runs from base 1 to 1074 and encodes 357 amino acids. The transcript has a single exon. Gene Ontology annotation, biological process: coenzyme A biosynthetic process. The record is from RefSeq and is a predicted model, not a curated record.